This is a messenger RNA of Prorocentrum cordatum, 621 nucleotides long. NCBI's taxonomy places the organism in Eukaryota, Dinophyceae, Prorocentrales, Prorocentraceae. The record is from the annotation of a GenBank genome assembly.
AUGCUGCUCGUGAACCCCAACAAGGGCUUCGGCUGGCACCAGGAUAAUCAGAACGGCCCUAUCGAUUUCCCCUACGCCCUGCGGUGGUGGGUCGCCAUGGACCGGUGCGGGCAGAACGAUUUCGGUGCACCAGAGUAUCUCCUCGGCUCUCACAAGAACACAUCCGUGGACGACAAGGCAGUGUUCGUGAACAUCGAGGACGGUGACCUCCCUACCUUCACCAGGAAGACCAAGUUCAUCCCAGAGCCAGGUGAUCUGAUCAUCUGGGACGCCCGUACAAUCCACCGGAUCGUGUCGCCUCCAGGCCAGUGCUGGCAGGAGGGGACGCAGCGCCGUGCGCUGGGCGGCACCGUGGCCAAAGACGGCGCGAUCUACCUGAACAAGGGCGGCGCCAGCGGCAUCAGCGACCUCGCAGGUCACAAUCUAACGAACGGGGAGAAGCUGGCCAGCCCGUACUUCCCCCGCAUUUACCCGACGCGGGACCCCGAAGAGGAGGCGGUACGGUCCAAGAGGGAGAUCAUCGGGCGAUCCCCGAAGAAGAUCGCGGAGCUUGCUGUGACCCUGUUGUCCAACGCUGGGAAGUACGUGUCCUUCACGAAGGUGGUCGGCAAGAAGCAGUGA